AUGGACCACAGUGACCACAGUGACCACCACCACAGCACCAUGCCGGCGGACCACGCCCACCACCAUCAGACCAUGGCCCCGCCCACCACCAGCGGACACGACCACGGAGGAGGAGGGAGCGAUGGGAACCAUGGAGGACACGGAGGGAUGGCGAUGACCUUCUACUUUGGCUACAAUAACGUGGAGCUGCUGUUCACCGGGCUGCUCAUCAACUCACCUGGUGAGAUGGUGGGGGCGUGUAUCGGUGUCUUCCUAUUGGCCGUCCUGUACGAGGGGUUGAAGAUGGGCCGUGAGACGCUGCUGCGUCGCAGUCAGGUCAACGUCCGCUACAACUCGAUGCCGCUCCCGGGGGCUGAUGGGACGGUGCUGAUGGAGACGCACAAGACUGUCGGGUAA
Messenger RNA from Dicentrarchus labrax (European seabass), 396 nucleotides. RefSeq names its product solute carrier family 31 member 1 (gene slc31a1). The record is from RefSeq and is a predicted model, not a curated record. Gene Ontology annotation, biological process: copper ion transmembrane transport. Gene Ontology annotation, cellular component: membrane. The transcript has 4 exons. Gene Ontology annotation, molecular function: copper ion transmembrane transporter activity. The coding region runs from base 1 to 396 and encodes 131 amino acids. NCBI's taxonomy places the organism in Eukaryota, Metazoa, Chordata, Actinopteri, Moronidae.